CCCAGGGCCCGGGCCGGGGCCCAGCCUUGCUGACCGGCCCGCACCGCGCCCUGCGGCUCGAUCGCGCUCCUUGCCGACUUUUCGAUGCCGUUAGUCCCAGGGAAGAUGAGGCAGAAGGAGGCGUUAACCAAGACCUUCCGAGGCCCAGCCGCUGUCUGUAGGACCCCGAGCAGUCGCGUUUACAUGUUCAGAAGUGGCAGUGGGGACUCGGAGGACUCCUCUGAGGAAGAGACCCAGCAGCAGCAUGUGGUUCUGCGCCCGCGGGGCAGAGAGCUCCAGAACAGUGCCCACCAGGCUCACCGGCCCAGACCAGGGCAUGUGGUGCUGCUGCAGCGGGAGCUGGCCCAGGAAGACAACCUCAACAAGCUGGCUCUGCAGUACGGCUGCAAAGUUGCAGAUAUUAAGAAAGUUAACAACUUCAUCAGAGAACAAGACUUAUAUGCUUUGAAAUCUAUUAAAAUUCCCGUGAAAAGUCAUGGGAUCCUCACAGAAACCCACAGAGAACUGAAGCCCCUUCCAGGCCCGUCCUCAGAGACCAGAGUGACCUUCGUGGAAGCUCCCAGCGCCGACAGUGUGGCUGCAGGUGCUGACACCGAGGCCAGCCAGCUGACAGACUUCUUUAAGGGCAUUGACCAGAACAUCGAGCGUGCGGUGCAGUCAGAGAUCUUCCUGGGCGAGGGCUGCUGUGUAGACGCUCCCGAUCAGCCGCUGCUGCUGGCAGCCCCGAAGACAUCCGCAGACGGUGCCGACUGUGGGAUCCAGUGGUGGAAUGCUGUCUUCAUCAUGCUUCUGGUUGGGAUUGUGCUGCCCGUGUUUUAUUUGGUCUAUUUUAAAAUACAAGCUAGUGGGGAGGCCCCUAACGGCUUGAAUACAACUGCUGUCCCCUAUGGCUUGAUGGCAUCAAGUGUGGCUCCAGGGCAAGCCCCCAGAUUAGCGAUUCCCCUACCAACUCUCGCCUCUGCAGACAGCCAGGUCAGCCAGACCGCCCUGGCAGGGAACUAGGCCGCCGUCUCUGGAGAGGCGGCCCCACUUCAGCAGCGGGCGCUUGCUGUCCACCAGCUGUCCCUGGCUGUGUCCUUGGGUGCUGCGCUUUGCUUCCUGAGAUGUAUAGGCGCGACUGCAGGUCACGUGCUCUUGACUGCACCAGCCCCGAGGAAUGCUCACGCACUCCGGGCUGCGGGGUCCCGAACACCGCUGCCCUCAGCCUCUCGGUAUCCAAGGCGGUGCCGCGAGGGGGACCACUGGCACUGCGAGACGCUCAGUGGACUGGCUGGCUGUGCCUUCCCAGUAGCCCUGCCCGGGCCCUAAGCUGGUUGUGCGGAGGGAGAGGACUGGCCUCCGCCAAGGCAGCGGCAGUGUGGGCGUCCCUGGGGUCAGGUCCGGUCACCUGCCUGUUAGUGUCCGCACUCGCUCCAGAGGGGCCUGGACUGCUCUGAGAAGUGUUGUCUCCCCAGUAAAGGUGCUGUGGAGUAGUACAGUUUGUCACCCUGACUGAGAAAGUGACAGGUUAUAGCUGUAAGGAGUCUUACUUCCUCUUUGCCCCAUCAGUUCGUGUGAUUGCAGCACUGCCACUUCGAGGAGCGAAGCGACCCCGCUCACAGUGCUUCCCUGCUGGGUAAAUGGCAGUUCUGCUCCUCAGUUCCCGUCCGUGUAGCCGGCUUCUCGUUUCCCGUGAAGAGCACCCCCACAGCCAUGGCGCCCAGACCCUCUCUAUUAAGGGGGCUCAUGCUGGCUCGAGUGUGGCAGGAAGGAUGCGCCCGUCGCCAAGGUGUGGGCAGUUGCCUCGCUGUAGGCAUUGCCACCAGAAACGCAGUGUGCUUCCUGCUGCUCCCACCACACACAGGCCUUUUUGGGUGCCGAUGCCCCCGGCGCAGUGUGGUGAACCUAUAGCACACGUAUUCCUUUUCAUUUAAGACAAAAGAUGUUACUGUGUGGGUUGGUUUUUCUAAACUAAAACCUCAGGACUGAGGUUGAACUGAGGUGCUGGCACUUUGCAGUACCUAAGUGGGUCUGGGCUUGCAGUUGGGCACUUGGUCUCUAACAGGUUCGCCAUCGCUGCCCUGGGGGAACCCUCUGUACACAGUGUAGCUCGUAAUGUGAAGACCAGACACUUCGUGGAGGGAUGCAAGUAUUUGCGCUCCGUGACCGUAACUAAAUACAAUCUGAGACAACGAUGUAGAAGGAGAAAGGGUUUAUUCAGCUCACGGCUUCAGAGGCUUAUGUCCACCAUCGGCUGGCCUGUUGGUGUGGACCUCUGGCCAGGUAGCACAUCAUGGCAGGGAGUGUGUAGUGGAGCAGAUGUCAUCUCGGGGCUGGGAAAUAAGGGAGAGGGGAAGGCCUGCGGUCCCGAGAGCCCCUUCCAGGGUACUGCUCCCAGCAGCCUAACUUCCUCUCACUAGGCCCCACCUCGAAAUAAUGCCACGCUGAGGACCACGCCUUUUAAGUCACAGGCCUUGGGGGACACGUACCCAAAUCACAGUAAAGUGGCCGUGGCUGCCACGGGGAGGUGGGCCCAGUGGUUUGCCUGUGCCCUCCUCUGGCAAGACACCAGCCCGCUGCGUGUGGGUGCGGAGGGGCAGGAAGGGUGGAGGGGCUGACAGCUCCCACCACAAGGUGUGUGGAAAAUGCACAGAAAUGCUGCCCUUGAGGCGCUGGCAUGGCACUCGAUACCUGAGGCCACAAGAUAAAUGUAAAUGAUCCCACCUUGGAAGAGGAGGGGAGGGUGGCAGAAGAGCACUUGAGAUAGGUUUCCAGUUUCUUUCUCUCAGUUUGUGUGAAACUGGCCUAGAGUGCAGUUCAGCACAUUUAACUCAUCUUCACAAUGAAACGUUUUCCUAAGAAACCAGGAUGAUCUUCCGGAUAAAAGGAACCCGUGAACCUUGGUGCAGCAAACACUUUGAUCACGUGAAUGUUCUUCCAGCUAAAUGUCUGCUGUGUUGCUGGGGGCCUCAGAUUUCUCUCACAUUUGUGGACUGUAACUUCACCAGGGAGGGCCGAGUCCCUUGGGAAGUUCACUUUUGCCAGGCAAAGCAUAUACAUCUGUAUCUUUUACUUUUCUCAAGUGGAAUAAAAUACUUCCUUCUGUGAAGGACAAAUGA
Messenger RNA from Chinchilla lanigera (long-tailed chinchilla), 3098 nucleotides. It is a transcript of the gene Lysmd4, whose product is annotated as LysM, putative peptidoglycan-binding, domain containing 4. The record is from RefSeq and is a predicted model, not a curated record. Lineage: Eukaryota; Metazoa; Chordata; Mammalia; Rodentia; Chinchillidae.